This is a messenger RNA of Nerophis lumbriciformis (worm pipefish), 930 nucleotides long. Its product is annotated as olfactory receptor 10J4-like. Gene Ontology annotation, biological process: detection of chemical stimulus involved in sensory perception of smell; G protein-coupled receptor signaling pathway. Gene Ontology annotation, molecular function: olfactory receptor activity; G protein-coupled receptor activity; odorant binding. Gene Ontology annotation, cellular component: membrane. The record is from RefSeq and is a predicted model, not a curated record. NCBI's taxonomy places the organism in Eukaryota, Metazoa, Chordata, Actinopteri, Syngnathiformes, Syngnathidae.
AUGGAUGCUGAAUUCAAUGCAACUUAUAUAACUCUUGGUGGCUAUGUAGACGUGGACAAAUAUGGAUAUAUUUACUUUGUCUCCUUUUUGACACUAUAUAUUCUCAUCCUCUGCUCUAACUGCACCAUUAUAUGUCUGAUUUGCAUUCACAGGAACCUUCAUGAGCCUAUGUACAUUUUCAUUGCUGCUUUGUCAAUCAACUCUCUUUUGUUUAGCACUGCUGUCUACCCUAAACUUUGCAUUGACGUUUUAUCUCAACAUCAGACCAUUUCUCAUUCUGCUUGUAUGUUUCAAUAUUUUCUGUAUUACUCAUUUGCAGGAUCAGACUUCUUACUGUUGUCAGCCAUGUCUUAUGACAGGUAUGUGUCUAUCUGCAAACCUCUGCAGUAUCCAACUAUCAUGGGGAAAAAAACGGUCAUAGUCCUUUUGACUUUAGCCUGGUUUCUACCUGCAAGCCAGCUUGCAGUUGGAGCUGCAAUGAAUUUAAAACAAAAAAUGUGCACGUUUACCACAGGUGGAGUAUGGUGUAACAAUUCAGUCCACAGGCUUUUUUGUGUAAAAUCAUCAUUUCUCACUGUUUAUGUUGUGUUUGUGACAAUAACUACCAGUGUUGCUCCUGUGAUUUUCAUUCUUUUUACAUACAUAAAGAUAUUUAUAAUAACUUACCACAUUAGUGUACAAUUUGGGAAAAAAGCUACAAAGACAUGUUUACCCCACCUGAUGGUUUUAUUCUGCUUCACUUGUUUUGGUUGUUUUGAUGUUAUGACCGAUCAAAUGCAGUCGGAUCUUCCAAAAAGUGUAAGUUUAGUAAUGACUUUACAGGUAAUUGUGUACAAUCCUCUGUUCAAUCCAAUCAUAUAUGGAGUGAAAAUGAAAGAAAUCUCAAAACACAUCAGAAGAUUGUUUUGUCAGGUCAAACCCGUGAAAUAA